Molecule: messenger RNA, 4615 nt
Organism: Esox lucius (northern pike)
Lineage: Eukaryota; Metazoa; Chordata; Actinopteri; Esociformes; Esocidae
Gene: taf3
Product: TAF3 RNA polymerase II, TATA box binding protein (TBP)-associated facto
Exons: 7
Coding region: 232-3099 (955 amino acids)
Cellular component (GO): transcription factor TFIID complex
Molecular function (GO): protein heterodimerization activity
Source: RefSeq, a predicted model, not a curated record
GAUCCAUGGUUUUGCGCAUGUCUAAUCGACGUUUUCUGGGAUGGGUUUGUCGGUAGAAACAAGAUGGCGGCUCUGGCAAGAGCGCCAACAUAUUUACUCUAAUAUAUGUCUAAAUUAACCCUAAUCGAGCGUUUUGUUCGCCGUCUGCACGUCUUUCAUGCAUCAUGAAGACGAUAGUAAUGCUUUAUAGUAGGGAUUGACAAAGCUAGGACCGUUACUAAAGUCAGCGAGAUGUGCGAGAGUUAUGCCCGCUCGCUGCUGCGUGUGUCGGUGGCGCAGAUCUGCCAAGCGCUGGGCUGGGAUGCAGUGCAGCUCACUGCCUGCGACUUGCUUUCCGAUGUUCUGCACAGAUAUAUCCAGCAGUUAGCAAGGGGUUGCCAUCGAUACUCGGAACUCUAUGGGCGAACUGACCCCGUACUGGACGACGUGGGCCAGGCCUUCAGGCUCCUGGGGGUGAGUCUGUCAGAACUGGAGGACUAUGUCCACAACCUGGAGCCAGUUGGGUUUGCCCAGCAGACACCCCUUUUUCCUGUUAGCAAGAACAAUGUGCUGCAGUUCCCUCAAUCUGGAGCGGGGGUCCGGGGGGACACAGAGGAGAGGAAGGACUACAUUCCAGAUUACAUGCCUCCCUUGGUCUCACUGCAAGAAGAAGAGGAGGAGGAAGAGGCCAUGGGCGACAUGGGCACAUCUGCAGAGGCCAUGCAGGUCCCGCUGGAUGAUACUGAUGAGGACGCGGAGGACGACGAGACUGUGAAUGACGAGAACCACCCCGUGAAGAGGCACCUGGACAGCCCCGAGGCCUCCAUGGGCAUGAUGCCCACCUCCAAGAGGCCCCGCGUGCACCCCGGCUUCAGCCCCGACUGGAGCAUGGAGCCCAGGGAACCCCUCACCUCGCUCAACCCGCAGCGUGUUCCUCCGGGCAUGCUGGCCGGCCACUCCCACGACAGCCUGGGUUCUGUGUCUCUGUCGCCUGAGACCCCUGGGCCCCCCAUGUCCUUCAGGCCCCAGCCGGUUACGCCGGGGAGACACUCUGACCACAAGUCUCACAGUGGUCAAGCCCGCAAAGGCCUCAAGGGUUCGUCCCCCGGCAGGCCACGGACUAAGUCCCCCAAGGGGGUAAACGCUGUCGGGGCGAUGUCUGGCAGCCCCAUUCGCUCACCUAAGUCUUCCAAGGAGAGGAAAAAGUCCCCGAGCCGGACCAAGAGCCCUAAAAGUCCCAAGAGUCCCAAGAUGAGCUCUGGAGCCAAGGUGGGUUCUCGGCCUGGGGACCUGCAGAGACUGCCCCUGUUGGCCCUCAGCGAGAGAAUGGGGAAGGAGAACAUCCACGCGCGGCAAAGCCUGGAGGACCGUGAGCUGACGGGCUUUGUCCCCGGUAAACUCGGGGAAACUGGUGCGGACAACGCCGCCAUUGACGAUUCUAUUGACGCCGUGAUCGCCAGGGCGUGUGCAGAGCGAGAGCCCGACCCGUUUGCCUUCUCGUCCGGCUCAGAGUCGGAGAGUGAUGGCUUCUCCUCACCGCGGAGGCUCACCAUAAUGGAGCCAGGAGGAAUGCCCAAGCUGUCACUGAGCGCCAACAACCUGGGGAAGGACACGUCAACACCGCUGCACCUUAACGCCGCCGGCGGCCCGGGGAACUGGACCAUGGACGACUCCAUCAACGAGGUCAUACGCAAGGUGAACCAGGGGGGUCCGGCGGAGGGACACCCGCCGGUUGAGUCGUACCUCUCCUCACCGUCCGCCUCGCCCCCCACGCCGGAGCCCAUCCUCAAGAUGUACGAGGAGAAGAACAAACUGGUCUCCUCGGCUGACGUUAAGAAGAAACUCAAGAAGGAGCUGAAAACGAAGUUGAAGAAGAAGGAGAAAGGAGAGAAGCCGAAAGAUAAAGAAAAAGACCGGGACAAGGGGAAGACGAAAGAGAAGAACAAGGAGAAGAACAGGGACAAGACCAAAGACUCUGUCUCCAAGGAGGCCAAGAUGCCGUGGAAAGACUUCGGAAGCAAGGACGAUGACCUCAGGGAGCACUUCCGUGGUGGUCAGAGGCCAGAGUUUGGUGGACUGGAGGGCUCCGUGAUCAAGAUCAAGUCCCGGGAGGGAGGCGACGGUGGCAGUGGCAAAAAGGACAAAGACAAACACAAAGACAAGAAGAAGGACAAGGAGAAGAGCAAGAAGGACAAGGACAAGAGGGACAAGGGUAAGGACCGGGACAAGCAGAAAAUCUCCUCCCUCACCCCGUUCGGUUUGGGUGACUUUCCUGCGCUGUUCAGCCCCUCAACGUGCCUCCGUAUCCCCUCAAUGCUGCCGCCUCUCCCCCCUAUCCUCCCGGACAAGGAUGUGAAGAGCAAGGAAAAGGACAAGAAGAAAGACAAAAAGGAGAAGAAGAAGAAGAAAGAUAAAGACAAGGAGAGGGAAAAGGAGAAGGAAAAAGUCAAGGAGAAGGAGCGGGAGAAAGAGGAGAAGAGGAAAGAGAAGGAGAGAGAGAAGGAGAAGCGGGAGAAGGAGAGGGAGAAGGAGAGAGAGAGGAUCCGACUGGAAAAGGUGAGGGUGGAGGCCCCGCCCGUUCUCCCGUCUCCUGUCAUCCCCAGGCUGACCCUGAGAGUGGGGGCUGGACAGGACAAAAUAGUUAUAAGCAAGGUGGUUCCGAACUCCGAGACGCCGCCACCCCCAUCACCCAAGAUGCCCGCUCCUAAGGCCCUGGCCCCCAAAUCUGGACCCGGCAGCCGCCUGCAGCUCCCGCCGCCUCCGCCGAUCCUCCCCCCGGUCGUACCCUCGCUGGCGCCUCCUGCACCUCACCUCCCUCCCGCCGGCCCUCCACCAGCCUCCCCGUCCGGCAAGAAAACGGUGUGCAGCGUGAUCACUGAAACUGUCAGUACAUACGUGAUUCGUGACGAGUGGGGGAACCAGAUCUGGAUCUGCCCUGGCUGUAACAAGCCAGACGAUGGCAGUCCCAUGAUCGGCUGUGACGACUGUGAUGACUGGUACCACUGGCCUUGUGUAGGGAUGCUGUCCGCCCCCCCGGAGGACCAGCAGUGGUUCUGCGUGAAGUGUGCCGGCAAGAAGAAGGACAAAAAACACAAGAAGCGGAAACACAAAGUGCACUGAAGGAGACUAUGCAAAACAAAGCACCCUUUGGAUUUUGAUUCGCCAGACAGAUUGCUUAUCCAAGCCAUCCCCGUAAAAAAAACAACAAAAAAAACACCCCAGGCACUGUUGUAAGGAAAAGAAAACAUGGCAGAUAAGACGUUUACACCUCCUGAUUAUUUUACCCGGAUGACUUGUGGAGCCUAUUACAUGAUAGAGACUGUAAGAGAAUGGAAGGAAGGACAGACUCUUCAACCAGCACAUAUCCAGGUUCAGUUCUCAUGCGGACUCUUUGGUUACUGCGCCUCCUUCACCUCCCUCCUGUGAAGGGCGUGUUCGGCGUGUGCUUUUCGCUGUGUGACGAUUCUGUGACCUUUUCCCAAAGUGUACACUAGCACCCUCCACCUGGUGGAUUUAAAACCUUUAGAUUAAUGUAAGCAACUGGCUGGUGGGGGUUACCAGUGCACAAGGGCAGACUUCAGGAAAUCAAGUUCCCACUAUUGUCCAAUCAGUGAUUGGAAAGGUACGGUUCAUGUGCACACAUGCGGAGAGCGACAUCCAUUGCAGGGAGUGCACACUCUGGGGAGAAGGUAAGGAAUUGGAACGCAGCCUUUCGUGAUGUGAGAGCCCAGCGUUCGCGAAUGAAGACACCGUCGCUCGGCACAGAGAUCACGCCUUCUCAUCAUCAUGUCAAGUUCAGCGUUGUUUACGGUCAUCCAUCGUCAUAUUGUUUCGCUCCUGUUUCGUUAGUAUCGCCAUAGCCUGGUCUAUUUGUGCUGUCUUACAUGCGUCUCUAGGCCAUUGGCUUGAGUUAGAGAUGGCAAGAUCACGCCACUAGAAUCUGGGAAUCGGGCUACUAUUGCCACACAAAGGAAGGUCAACAACACCAAAUGACACUUCAGAUUCUGCCUGUUCAAUCCCCCCGCCCGCCCUGGUUUUCUGCAGUUAAAUAUGUCAUGUAUAUGAAGGUGACUGCGCGUGUGUGUAUCAUAUGUGUAAAUACGAUCUUUCAACCAAGCCAAAUUAAUUUUGUUCUUAGGAGUCUUCUUCUGACUUGUUAAAUCCAUUUCCAGAUUAUUGGUUUUUAACUUGAAUGAUUUUCUGUAAUUUCUGUAUAUUUUUAAAAAUGAAAGUUUGUAUUUUUAUUUCCUUCAUAUGGAUUGUUCCCCCUGAUCAGAGUUAUACUGUACCUGUGCUUGUUGUAAACGUAUCUUAUUUUGCUAAUAUUUUCAAAUAUUAAAGCCUAACAUACUGUGGUAUGUUCUAAAACUACACGUAAAUCUCAUUGCCAUCCAAACGUGGGAAAUGUAGUCACUCAUCUUGUAGUCCCUCAACCCAAAUGGUCUAUAUGCAUCUGUACUUGUAAUGAUUCAGGUUGAUAUCAUUUGAGCGCUUAUGCACUUCCCUCUUCGUCCAUAUUUUUUUUUUUACAUUGAUUAUUCUGUAUGCAAUUUUCACAAUUUCCUUAAGAUACUUUUUCCUUAGUUUUGUUUUGGAUGCAUUUCAUUACUGAAAAAUACAAUGGAAAAUAUUUUAA